Ziziphus jujuba (common jujube) is the source of this 1704-nucleotide messenger RNA. Its product is annotated as probable nucleoredoxin 2. Gene Ontology annotation, molecular function: thioredoxin-disulfide reductase (NADPH) activity. Lineage: Eukaryota; Viridiplantae; Streptophyta; Magnoliopsida; Rosales; Rhamnaceae. The transcript has 3 exons. The record is from RefSeq and is a predicted model, not a curated record. Bases 159 to 1415 code for a protein of 418 amino acids.
CGUAGGAUGCAAUGAUGUGGAAAGAAUAUGGUUCUUCUAAGGAAUAUAAGCGUCCGAUUCGGAAGGAUGGUAGAGACUAGACUAGUGCUGCUUUUCUUCAACUUCCCCUUCUAUUUCUAUAGAAAAGACUCAAAAAGAGAAAGAGAGAUAAAUAGAAGAUGAGAGAGGAGGCUAAAGAUAUGAGCUUUCAGAAUGAUAAUCAAACUCUACUGAACGGUGACGCCACGAAAGUCUCUAGCUCUAUAUUUUCAUCUCUCUUGGCCUCUAAUGAUCGUGAUUAUCUUCUUUCUUCCACUAGCAACCAGGUGAGGAUUUCUGCUCUUGAUGGGAAGAUAGUUGGGCUCUACUUCGCAGCCAACUGGUAUCGGCCAUGCCGGGAAUUCACCCAAGUUCUGGUGGAUGUUUAUGAGCAGCUGAAGAACAGUGGGUGCGUUUUUGAGAUAGUGUAUGUAUCGUCGGAUGAAGACUCUGAUGCCUUUAACGCCUACCUUGCGUGCAUGCCAUGGCUUGCAAUUCCAUUUUCUGAUUUGGAGACCAAGAAAGCCUUAAACCGAAAGUUCGAUGUAGAAGGUAUUCCUUGCUUAGUUAUUUUACAUCCUAAUGAUACCAAGGACGAGGCAACCUUGCAUGAUGGGGUUGAACUUGUUUAUCGCUACGGGGCGCAAGCCUUCCCUUUUACUAAACAAAGGUUGGAGGAAUUGGAGAAAGAAGAAAAAGAGAGGCAUGACAACCAGAACUUGAUCGAUUUACUAACAAACCAUGAUAGAGACUAUCUUUUGGGUCAUCCAAGGCCUGAACAUGUACCGGUUGCUUCCUUAAUAGGUAAAACAAUUGGGCUGUUCUUCUCAGGACAAUGGUGUGUCCCAUGCGUUAAGUUCAUCCCCAAGCUUAUAUCCAGCUACCACAAGAUUAAGCAAAUGGUAGCUGAUAAUCAAGGCGAGGAUUUUGAGGUUGUAUUUGUAUCCAGUGACCGUGACCAAGCAUCUUUUGAUUCCUACUUCAACACUAUGCCGUGGCUUGCACUGCCUUUUGGAGACCCAAACAUCAAAAACCUUGCCAAGCAUUUUGAUGUCAAAGCUAUACCUUGUUUGGUAAUUUUAGGACCUGACGGGAAAACCGUAACCAGACACGGUAGAAAUCUGAUAAACUUGUACCAAGAAAAUGCGUACCCGUUCACUGACGCCAAAUUGGAGUUAUUAGAGAAGCAAAUGGAUGAAGCGGCCAAGGACCUGCCUCGAUCUGUAUCCCAUGCUGGGCAUCGACACGAACUGAAUUUGGUCUCGGAGGGCAAUGGUGGAGGACCCUUUAUAUGCUGCGAUUGUGAUGAACAAGGAACGGCUUGGGUUUAUCAGUGCCUUGAAUGCGGAUACGAGGUGCAUCCCAAAUGUGUGAGAGUUGCCGCAGUGGAUCGGUAGGCAGCCAUUUGUGGAAAUUGUAGGGUCGUGUUUGGCUUCUGCUGAUGAUAUAUUUGUCGCUAAUUGUGUGUGUUGGUGAUAUGCACCGGUUGGUACCUGUUGUAUUAUCUGAUUACUGUUUGUUAAUUAGUUUAAAGGAUGAGAUUCCCUCGUUGAUCCCAUUAUCUCUAUAGAAUGUGUUCCCGAUCAACUUGGGACUUUUGACUGUUUCUAAGCCAUGUAUAACAUAUUUACCGCUUACAAGAGUUACGAGUAAAUACUCUGUUUCAAGCAGAAUCUUUUCAGUCUA